CGAUAAUUAUUCUUCUGUUUUGCUCUUUCCUGUAUGUUUUAUUGUUAUAUUCUUCGUUCAUCUUUCAGUAUCAUACUAUAUACUACUGUAUUGGGGUUUUUUUGGUGUGGGUUUGUAUGUUGAGGAAUCGAAGAAAUUAUGUAGUAGCUAUUUUAGAGGGUAAAUUAAUUCUCAACCCAUAAAAUUCUUCGUGUAUUAUGAACAGUAAUUAUGGUUUAGAACUAGCCAGGUUGAAGAUAGUUGGAUUAUGCUAUAGUAUAUAGUUUAUAGCUUGUUGAGGUGAUAUCCAUGGAAGGACCCAGAAGUUGAUCUAAUAAAUUUGAAAAAGAAAAAGGUGGGGUGGGUGGGGGUCUUUUGAAUUUUGAACAAGUAGGGUCAUGCCCCUCUACUGGCCUACUACAUGUGUCUGCUUCUUGUUGUCGUCUAUCAGAUUACAGUCAAAUUUCUUUCUAGGGUUUGGCAAUAUGGGACCUCUAUGUAUUCUGUUAUACUGAGUGGCUUCUCAUUUCUCGUAUGGCGACUCAACUAGUAAUAGUUAUUAUCUCAGGAAAAUGAUUUUUUAACUUGAAAUCUAAUCCUCAUUUUAUGUAAGUAAUGCCUUUUAAGUAUAGCUAGAGGUUCUUUGCAAAUAAAGGUUUUGUAAAUUUUACACUUAACCUGUUCGAACUUAAUGUAAGCGUCACGACAUCAACAACUUAAGUUUAAUCUGACCAGUUUUGGUAAAUUGGAUCCGUGCUUCCAUUAUGUAUUAUGUUUGCUAAGGCCUAAGUUCACAUUGAUACCUACAAAUUCCUCCACCUGCUACCUCGUUCGCUUUUAUUACCAUCUAUUGCCGUAGUGUCACAUUUAUAGAUUAGUUUGCAUAUGCUGAGGCUUCUCGUGAUAUCAGGUCAAAAUUGUUUCCUGAAUGAAAGAAUUGGUGAGUUAGAUGCUUUUGGUUAUGUCAGUCAAAUAUUUAAGUUAGAAGCAUUAUUUGCCCAUUCUUAUUUUUGUAAAAGCACGUGAAUGGAUAUGCAAGUCUGGCCAGAGAUAAUUCCCUAUCCAACUUCUCGGGUGUGGAUGAACUUGGAAGGAGUGCUAGACUGCUAGUUAUAUCCUUAAUCAGUUGAUUUAAAAAGGUUGUUUCGAUGAUUCUUUGAGAUUCAACAAGUAACUUGAUGCUCUUUUAAGAUUUGGAUAAGCAAAUUAGAAAACUAAGUUGUUCAGUCACGUCGCAGUAUAAACAAGUGAUUGGAUUAGAAAGUGCGGGCAGAGAUCUUAAGUACAUGUGUGCCUUUUAAGAUACUAUGCAUCAACUUCAUCGAAAUCUGUUCAACUAGUACCUUCAUAGUAUUAUUACAUCUUGCUUGGUGUUCUCUCUUCUUCCCUUGAAUCUCUCUGUGUGUGGUUGGAAGGUGAGGUGAUUAUAAUCUUUUGUUAAGUCUGUACUAAAUCAACCCAGUAUGUAAGUCUACUCUCUAAGAGAGUUAAUCAAUGUUGAUGUCCUUGUUCAAAUGCAAGUGGAGUGGAAGUUGUCCGAACAUUUGAGUCUUCACGUGAUCUGAUGUGAUCAGAGUUCUCAUUGACUUUUUGAGGUUAGAACAGACAACCUAUCAUGACAGACUAGUUCAGCAAGAACGACUAAGUUACCCACGUAACACGUACAUAUUCAAAAUGGACAUGGUUCAUAGCUUUCAUGCAGGGAUGGUUAUAGUCGUUGUACGAGCCAACUUAGAUGGUGGCCUAAGAGGAAAUAUGAGAUUUCAGAGCAGUUAGAAGAUGAUAGAAAUCAAGAUCUGCACUAAUUGCUUAGAGGCAACGAUCAACAGAGAUGCAGAGUAUAAUUACUGUGUGUAUGAGUCAGAUGUUGCAACUGGCUUGGGUGUGGGUUCAUUCUUCUUUCUUUUAGCUAGUCAGCUCCUCAUAAUGUUUGCUAGUCGAUGUUUAUGCUGUGGGAGGGCACUGCGACCAGGAAAGCCCCGAUCAUGGGCUAUUGUCUUAUUCAUCACCUGCUGGGUCACCUUCUUUAUUGCUGAAGUGUGCUUACUGGCGGCUUCCGUUAGGAAUGCCUACCACACAAAGUAUAGGACUUACUUGGCACAACAUCCUCCAUCCUGCGAGGUUUUGAGGAAGGGAGUCUUUGGUGCUGGCGCUGCUUUUAUUGUUUUCACUGGCAUCGUCUCUGAACUUUUCUACGUCAGCUAUUCCAAGGCCGAUGAAGGAUCCAUUCCUCCAAGAAUGGAUGGUGGCAUAAGGAUGAAUGCGUUCAUGUGAAUCCAUUGAGCAGAAGGAGGUUUUGGUUGUAUACUCGCUAAGCUUUUGCACUUACUUAGAAUGUGAUAUUGGUAACGUGGUAUACUCAACCCUGUUGGGUUGCUGAUUUGACUUCAACAGAAUUAGAGAUUCUGAUCAUUUGUCGCGACUUAUGUGCAUCUUUCUGAGUAGGGAUAUAGACAUAGAUAGAUAUAACUGCUACAUGUGAUUUCUGUUAUACAAUGUUUUGAAGAAAGUUUUCUGGGGCCUGAUGAGGCAAAAAAUAGGUUGUCCACCUUAUGAUACUUGAGAUAAUUCUAAUGUUCCUGUUGCCAUUUCA
Solanum pennellii is the source of this 2572-nucleotide messenger RNA. RefSeq lists its product as uncharacterized. The record is from RefSeq and is a predicted model, not a curated record. The transcript is spliced from 3 exons. The coding region runs from base 1759 to 2253 and encodes 164 amino acids. NCBI's taxonomy places the organism in Eukaryota, Viridiplantae, Streptophyta, Magnoliopsida, Solanales, Solanaceae.